GUUUGUGCAGACCCUGAUGACUGGUUUAGAGUGUUUUGGAACAAUUUUUUUUAGAAUUUUUUUGUGUGCCUGUGUAGAGGAUCUGAUAUAAACCUUGAUUCAAGACUGUUAGUAUCUGGAAGGAAUACUGUCACCGACAGCUAAUCUGGUUCUUUCAGCUCAUUUUGGAAUUUCCAACUCUGUGAAUGUGCAUGAGAAUAUAGGGACGGAAGGAGUUAUGUUCCGGGUUCAGCAUUGCUUCAUGACGGUCUAUUUCCCGCUGCUCCUUGCUUGGAUCAUUAAAGCGAAGGGGUUGGGAACUGGUAAUGAAGACACCAAGAGUCUUUCCAAUGAAGCGCAAGAUUUUUCGCAUUCUGAUAGUCGCCUGCUGUUGUUUGGCGGGAUAAAGAUGAACACCUUAGCUUUGAGGCGCACGGACUGUAUACUAGACAUUUCUGUAGAAAUUGGUGAUAAGGCCUGGACGCAUCCGGUGAGUUCUGCCUCAUUUGCGUUCCAGAUACCGUUGACAACUUUUCGUGGCAAGAUCGGUAUGAUUUCUAUCCAUGAGCAUGAAGGAAGGAAGCUCACUCUAUGGAGCCACUUCUUCCUUGUACGAGACGUGGGAGUGCAGCGAAUCGAUGCAAUGUUGUCCGGAGAUUGUACAAGAAUAACAGUUCCAGGGACUGCAUUGAUUUCGUGGAUCCCCACGAUGUGUCCUCUGGUUAACUUCAUUGAAAAAAGCUCCACCCUAAAUCUUUAUACGGAGCUUCCGACACAUACGAAAUUGAUGUGUCCUGUAGUCUCAACCGACGUGGACAAUAUUUGCAGUAUAGCAGGAGCUUUAGAGGUAUAUCCAGCAUUUGAGGAGAAAAAAUACUCUAAAAGCUCGUUCCUGAAGAAUUUGGGUCUCUACAUCCGGAAUCAAAUUGGAAGUUCUGAUUGGCACCUCGUAUUCGGUGUGCGUUUCCUACAAACGUGGCACAUUCAUUGCCUUGGAUUUAUGUUACUGUUCCUUAACAUGGUUAAUAGCUGGUUACGAACACAUCUUUUGAAGGGCACAGAAACGGAUUUAUCCAACUUGGAGCUCCUUGGCACAGCUCACGAAUUUGCACCAAUAAUUCUUGAAGGGGAGCAGCAAACAAGAUGUCACAGCACUGAUAUGAGCUUCUCUGGGUUCUCAAGGCAAACUAAUACUCAUGCAACACAAGACUUGCGACGCUCCACCGACAUAUUUUACCAAGAUAGUUUGUGGCUGGACGCACAUCAAUAUCUUCGUAAACUAAUGGACUCACCUGAGGAUGACUCAGGCUUUUACUACAACUGCACCACGCAACGUCGGUCGUUCAACGAUAUAUUGAUACAGUCCGGGCGAUGGAGCAGGGACUGCAAUGGACGUCUCAUCCGAGAUCACCCCUAAUAGCGUAAUUUCGACCUCGACAAUUUACAUACCACACACAUAGGUAUUGAACUGUUCGUGAAUUCAUGGUUUGACACGAUUAUCAGGUUGAUUGAUUCCAACCAGAAUUCUUUAGAUUCCGAGUAAAAUUUGUCAAACGGAUGUAUACACCUUAAUCAGCUUAUUACUCUAUACCAUUUAAUCUCACCACUUAGAAAAAACUCCAGAUUCACAAUUCUGAGAAGACGAGGCUCGUUGUUCAUGCCAGAUAGCCACGAAGACCGAGCCUCUUUAGGGUACAGUUCUACUACAAGCUGUGGUUUGACGAGUUUGAACUCUGACGACAUGUGCCAAAACCGGGAUAUAAAAAAUCGAUUAGAGUUUAAAUCUAAGAAAUGGUAAAG
This is a messenger RNA of Physcomitrium patens, 1779 nucleotides long. RefSeq lists its product as uncharacterized. The record is from RefSeq and is a predicted model, not a curated record. Lineage: Eukaryota; Viridiplantae; Streptophyta; Bryopsida; Funariales; Funariaceae.